Messenger RNA from Fusarium musae, 966 nucleotides. RefSeq lists its product as uncharacterized. The transcript is spliced from 4 exons. The record is from RefSeq and is a predicted model, not a curated record. Bases 1 to 966 code for a protein of 321 amino acids. Lineage: Eukaryota; Fungi; Ascomycota; Sordariomycetes; Hypocreales; Nectriaceae.
AUGUCAAGUUCAGAUGACUCAGAUAGCGGUAUCACAGCCUCCUCUGACUCGGAUACCGAAAGUAUCAUCAGCGAGUCCGAGGAAGAUGACGAGGCUGGCUUCGACGAGAUCGAUCAUCAGCUCUCUGAUAUUGAUGAUGGCAAUCAAGUUUCUGAGUCUGUGUUCCUUGAGGGAACCGAAAGUGUUCUCAACUUACUAUUUUUCGGGGGCGGCAGUCUCGCUGGAGCUAUUGCCCAUACUUCCGACACCAAUGGGACUACUCACCAGCCCAGGGCCCAGACUGCUGACACGGAGAACAACCUGGACACCUUGGAUCUUGGUGGUGAUGAUACUUCCUCGGAGGCCAACACAGCCGCGUUGCAUACAAACCAGGGAUCCAAUGCUGUACGGGCUUUGGAAGCAAGCGUUUACCGGGACAUGUGUCGCGAUUAUUUGGACAUGCCUUUUCCAGCACAAAACUAUGGUACAACUUCCAACACAUCUACUCAGCUUGUUAAUGUCUCUCACAAUCCCGGGUUCUUGGGAUGGCUAGGUGGGCGGCUUCAACGUACAUUCUUUCAGCCGAGUGUAUAUACCCCUUUGCCCUCUCACUCGCACAUUCGCGUGCUUCUGAUCCAGCCUGGAGUGAACGAGGACACCCUGGUGGCCUCGUUCGAACUCCUGGAUCUGAACGCAGCAAGCAUUCGCUUUGAAGCAAUUUCUUAUCAGUGGAGUGAGGGUGGUAAUCAGAGAGCGUCUAUGCGUCUUGGAGGUGAGAAAAUAUCUAUCAACGCGUAUCUUCGAAAUAUUCUACUGCAUCUUCGGCUCGAGCAACAAAUUCGGGUCGUGUGGGCCGAUGCAUUGUGUAUCAAUCAGUCCGACCACGAGGAACGUCUUCAUCAAGUCAGUAUAAUGCAAAGGAUAUACUCCCAAGCAUUUAGAGUCAUUGGAUUUGUUGGCAAGGACUAUACCCAUGCGAAACGAUAG